AUGUUCAUUGAAAAGUGUGAGAAGAUCCUGAAGGGCCACGCCACUCAAAUUAUGUCGAAGUAUGAUAAAAAAAAGAAACAAAAGUCUACCCGACAAGAAGCAAGGGACAAAACUCUCGCCAAAUUAAAAGACACACUUUCACAAAAGAGGUCUCUGCAAGCAUCUGAAGAGUUGUUCAGCAGCUCUGACGAUUGCCAGACACCUGUUCGCAAGAAAAGCAUGCGGAUACAGCAGUUCUCACCGCAGCCCAGUUCAGAUGAUACAGACAUUGGGAGCCCACCCCCUUUGCAAAUUACAGGGACUGAUGCUCAAGAUAACGCUGUGCCAUCAAUGGCAGAGAUUAUCGGGUGUCUUCGUGAUGCUGAUGGUGAUGGUGAUAGUGAAGUGCACUUUCUACCAGGGAAGACGGUGGCAGUUUCUAAAAGGGCUUUUCUUCGUUUGAAUCGAACACGGAUGACCGUUUUCGCCCAAGAGUUAGCGGUGCUUCUUUUUUCAAAGGACACUCUGGCAAAGUCAACUUUAACUGGAAAGUAUGGAAAAGGAGAAAUGGCCAAAGGUCAACUAGAUGUGAUCAAAGUCCAGGCCAUUACAGAUGCUGUAAUUGAAGAAUUUCCGGGAUCCACAGUGUCUGAAGUUCGUGCUGCCAUAAGAAGAAAGUGCAACAAUGAACAUUUCUCACAUAAGAGGCCAUAG
Knipowitschia caucasica is the source of this 693-nucleotide messenger RNA. The record is from the annotation of a GenBank genome assembly. Lineage: Eukaryota; Metazoa; Chordata; Actinopteri; Gobiiformes; Gobiidae.